Strongylus vulgaris is the source of this 207-nucleotide messenger RNA. The record is from the annotation of a GenBank genome assembly. Lineage: Eukaryota; Metazoa; Nematoda; Chromadorea; Rhabditida; Strongylidae.
AUGAUGCCGCAACUAGGACUUGGGGGCGGAAUGCGACCAGGAUUUGGAGGUGGCAUGAGGCCAGGGUUUGGAGGAGGCAUGAGGCCAGGAUUUGGACAAGGAGGCAUGAGGCCAGGAUUUGGACAAGGCGGCAUGAGGCCAGGAUUUGGAGGUGGGCGUCCUGGCCACGGUUUCGAACCAUGGAUGGGAGGAAGAGGAAAAUGGUGA